Postia placenta MAD-698-R-SB12 is the source of this 1275-nucleotide messenger RNA. RefSeq lists its product as hypothetical. The coding region runs from base 62 to 1060 and encodes 332 amino acids. Lineage: Eukaryota; Fungi; Basidiomycota; Agaricomycetes; Polyporales; Adustoporiaceae. The record is from RefSeq and is a predicted model, not a curated record. The transcript has a single exon.
CGCUUCACCACCUCCCGGUGCCAGAGAUACGUUCGUGCAAAUUGAACCACCGUCUCAGGCUAUGACAAAAGCAUUCACUCCCCAUGGGUUGCUCUCUGCCGGUCUGCAAGAUAAACAGGACCGCUCCGCGAAGAGACAGGAAGAGCUGGCUAGGGAGACUGGCGCCUCGCUCAUCAAUGUACCGAACAAGCCGCCUCCCCCUCAGACUGGUCUGCUUGGCGCUGUCACAGCGCAUGAACGCGAGCGAAAGCGCGAGGGAGGCAUUGGUGCUGCUCUUACCGAACGCGAGCGAGAACGACGCUCAGCCGAAGAUAGGCAACGCAAGCUCGACGAUUAUCAGCGACAGCAGCUCGACCAGAUGCAGCAGGCCGGGUCGAUGUACGGCGGUAUGGGCAUGCCAGGCUUCAACCCGAUGAUGGGCAGUCCGAUGAUGAUGGGCAUGAACCCGAUGAUGACGGGAGGAUGGGGCUACCCUGGCAUGAUGCCCGGCUUCGCACCGCAGCCGCAACAUAUGCUCGCCGCGCAACAGGCAGCAAUGCAAGCAUACCAGCAGGCGAUGAUGGCAUUCUCCACUGCUGGGUCCCAAGUCGGCGAGCCUGGCCCUGCCCCGCUCAAUCCUAUGAUGACGGGCGGAAGCAUGGGCAUGGGAGGGUUUGACCCGCGCAUGUCGAUGAUGGGCAUGCCGAUGAUGAGCCCGUCGAUGGGCAUGAACCCCGCCAUGAGCAUGAGUCCGUCGAUGGGUAUGAACCCCGGCAUGGGUAUGAACUCCGGCAUGGGCAUGAACCCUGGCAUGGGCAUGGGCAUGAACCCGAUGGGCAUGGGAAUGGGCAUGCAGAUGACGGGGAACAGUGGCUUCGACUCGCGCCCCCCGCAGUCCAUGUUCGACCCUGGUAUGCAACCUCCGAACCAUCUCGGAGGGAUCGGUAGCGACCAGCGGCCAUAUUCGUCGCAGAACAGCUCGGCGGACGGGCAGCCGGCCGCACCACGCCUCGUCAACAAUGCGAACGCGAACGAGGAACCACAGCGCGGUCGGCCAGGGCCAUCUCCGGCGCAAGGUUGAGGGGUGUUUUCUCUUCGGGCAGGGUUGUAUUGUUUGGUGCCACGGACACAUUCACUCUCGGACUUGUUGCUGCAUUCCUUCGGUUCGCUUAGCAUAUUGUUGUUGAUAUAGCUCGUCCCCUAAUGCUUCCGGUAGUUCCGCGCAUUUACUUGGUCUCGUCUCAUUCGGAUCUCGUUCGUAUAUAUGAGGCUACUGCCUUCCAGCCAUCACGUUGC